AUGACCGCCAAGCAGUACCGCUUCACGCGCGAGGACUUCCAGCCUCUCGUGACGAAGCCGCUGCACUUUGACAUGGUGUUCGACAUCACGGAAGCCAAGGUGAAGGUGACGCUGCAGACGACGCUCAAGCAUGACGGAGCGCAGUCGCUCUCGCAGCUGAAACUGCACUCGAAGGACCUGGAGAUUUUGUCCGUGGAGCAAAUCGAGACGUUCACGCCAUUGGGAAGUACAAAGGACUUUGUCACUCACGUGCAGAGCUUUGAAGAGUUCCGUGAGAUGGAGUACGAAGUGGAUAAGGAGGACCAUUUCCUCGUCCUCAAGUUUGCCAAAGCUGUGGAACCUGGAGACGAGGUUGUGAUCCGCACUGUUUCAGUGGCCACUCCAACGGAGAAUAUACUGGAAGGGCUAUACUAUGACUAUACCCCGGAGGGUGCCCCCAAGACGAUCAUCACGCAGUGCCAGCAGCAUGGAUUCCAGCGCAUUGUGCCGUGUAUUGACACGAUGGACGCCAAAGCUUACUAUACGACAACUGUUGUCGCGAAUAAGCGCUACACUAACGUCCUUACAAACGGAGACUUGGCACCUGGAUUCCACACGGAAACGGGGGUGCCUGUGUUCCACCCAGCAGCAGAAGUGCUGCACGUCGACGAUCCGUCGCGCCACGUGCUCAAGUACUAUAAUCACAAAGUGAACAUGGCGCCGUACUUGUUCUUCCUAGGUGUGGGUACUUACGAGACAUUCCGACGGACACUUGAGUUCCCGGAUGGAGACACAACGUUGUUGGAGAUCUUGGCGUUCCCGGGCUACUUUGAAGCAGCUGACGCCAAAGCAGCUGUCAAGAUGCUACACGACUCUGUGUUGUGGGUGAUGGUGAGUCUCGGCCCAGAAGCGUGCGAGCACCAUGACGAGCGCAAGCGUAUGUACGACCUGCUGGAUGAGCGUGAAGCCAUCAAGGCUAAAGAAGGCGAACUGUGCCUUGGGCCCCACGAGGAGGAUGUUAAAAGACCAUUGAGUGACGCAGAUACUGCGCGUCUGGCUGCAGUUCGCGCGGAAUUGAAGGAGCUGCUCAAGGUGUGGAAGAAGACUGGCUACAAGUACUCUGGUGCGGUGUACCGCGAGAUCGCUAUGGAGAACUCGUACUACGGUGGUAUGGAGAACGUCGGUAACACCACCAUUGUAAGCUCGUGUCUGUGCCCGAGUUGCCGCAUGGACGACAAGUCUUAUGAGUACAUGGAGCGUGUGAAAGUCCACGAGUACUACCACAACAUCAACGGCAGCCAGGUUACGGGUCAGUCACCGUUCGAGAUUUGGCUGAAUGAGGCUGUCACAGUACACAUGGAACGCAAGCGUGCAGCGGCUAUUUUUGGCAACGACUACAGUCGCUUGAGUGAAGUGCUGUACAUGUUCACUCCGGCUAUCGGACCUCUUGCUCAAGACAAGUCGGCAACAUCUCUGUCCGUCGAACCGCAGGGUUUCAAUCAGACUCAGGAACUCGUAUCUGUUGUAACUUACUCAAAGGCUCCUGAGUUCGUCCGCAUGGUUGAGCUUCUUCUGGGCCAGGAUGCUUUCCAUAAAGCACUUGACAUGUAUCACACUAAAUACGCGUUUGGCAAUGCCACGAGUAUGGAUUGGAUCAGGUGCAUGGAAGAAUGCUCGGGACUUGACUUGCAAAAUCUGGCCAAGACAUGGCUGAACCGUCCGGGUCACCCUGAAGUUACGUACUCAACGGAGUACAAUGCCGAUUCCAGUGAAUAUGUCGUAGAGAUCUCGCAGACAGGUUUUGAAGACAAGCCUGCUGAGAAUAAUGGUCCUUGGGAAAUUCCAAUCGACUGGUCACUCGUCAAAGAUGGGAUGUCGAUGAAAGAAGGCGUGUUUCUCAUGAACACGCGAGACACUAAGCUUGUUAUCCCGGAUGUGACGGACGAGCCGGACUUCCUGUCUUUUGCCCGUGGGUGGUCUUUCUUCGGCAAAUCAAAGCAGACAAAUCCGUCCGUAGCGCGGCUCACAAAACAAGCGCUGUCCGAUCCGGAUGCUGUGAACAAGUACCAGGCUUACCGCAGCGUGGCAGAUACCGAGAAGGCGAAGGUGAUUGAAGGACUGUUGAAGCAAAACAAGACGGUAGAAAUAUCGUCCGAAUUUGUGAAGCUGCACGGUUCGAUCCUGUUCUCAGAUGAGCUCACCCCUUCUGCACGUGCGUUGACGUUGGUUGAAUCAAAGACCAUCCCGAGUCGUGACGACCUGAGUCACCAUUACGCUGUCAUAAAGGAAGCGACCACAGCCUUGCUGCAAGCAGUGUGGGCCAAGUAUUCGUCAGAAAUCGAGGCAGCAUACAACAAGCUGUGCGGAGCAGCUUGUCCAGGCCCGCAUGUAGAGCAGUUUCAGGAGCGUGCUCUCAAGCGCCACUUGCUGCUGCUUAUUGUCGCUGGGGGGAAGCCUUCUGUGCUCAGCACGACACCGACGGUAGCGCCAACGGUGGCAUCAUCCGAGCUAGCGCUUGAUCUGCUUAAGAAAUCGUCCUUUGUGACGGAUCAGGUUACCGGAUUUCGCCUCAUCCUUGAAGACGAAAGCUUCGCUCAGCGCGCGAAGGUGCAGGAAGAGAUUUUUGACGACUGGCGUAAGACGCCAGAUAUGCUGACGAAGUACAUCAGCAUUGUGAGCAGCUUGGAUGCAAAGGACGUGGGCGAGCAAAUUUUGGAGCUUGUGGCAAGCUCUAGCUUUAACCCAGCUCAGUCCAGCCACGGACGGACGCUUUCACGUGGUUUAUCGCAGAUUCGCGAUUUCUCGCUUGGCACUGACGAGGGUCUUGACGUGAUGGUGCAAGUGUUCGUAAAGAUCGGCAAGGUCAACCAGAUGUCAGCGUAUCCAUUGCUACAGUGCUUCGAUCACCUGGACCGUUUUGAUGAAGCCACAAGAACGAAGAUGUUUGCGACACUACAGCGCAUGCAGGCCUCGAUCGACGAGAAGAAGGAGGAGUCGCUUUACAACCAGCUUAACAUUAUCUUGGCAAAGAAGCCGUAG
Messenger RNA from Peronospora matthiolae, 3018 nucleotides. NCBI's taxonomy places the organism in Eukaryota, Oomycota, Peronosporomycetes, Peronosporales, Peronosporaceae. The record is from the annotation of a GenBank genome assembly.